Messenger RNA from Anopheles marshallii, 795 nucleotides. RefSeq names its product tryptase beta-2-like. The record is from RefSeq and is a predicted model, not a curated record. Gene Ontology annotation, molecular function: serine-type endopeptidase activity. NCBI's taxonomy places the organism in Eukaryota, Metazoa, Arthropoda, Insecta, Diptera, Culicidae. Bases 1 to 795 code for a protein of 264 amino acids. Gene Ontology annotation, biological process: proteolysis. The transcript has 3 exons.
AUGGGUAUGGUUGCUGCCGUAUAUGCGCUAGCAUUGUUGAGUAAUCUCGCCCUGGUCAGGUGUAUAUACCUUGAUCCGGAAGUGGCCGUCGGUGGAGAUGCGCCGGAAUAUCGGUACCCUUACAUGGUGCAGUUGCAACAGCUUAUGGUUGUUAGCUACGUACACCAUUGCGGUGGUUCGCUGCUAACGGCGAGCUACAUUCUUACGGCAGCGCACUGUGCCACAGUGUCCUUAAAGCUGCAAGCUCUAACCGGUACAGUGUGGCGAAAUUCAAAUGCUGAAGGUCAACGAAGAAAUGUCACACGGAUGGUGGCACACAGACGAUACGUACAGGAUGGUACUACUGGACCACAUGAUAUUGCACUAGCCAUGGUAGAGGACCCGUUCCUAGUGGACGGUGUUCAGGUGGCUAUCAUUCCACUGCUACCAGCUUAUUACGACCACCCGUUUAAAGCGGAUGUGAUCGGAUUUGGUAAGAUCGACCACGAUGAUACGCUUCCCGAACGGUUGCGCGUGGUGCAGUGCAGUCUUCAUCCACCGCACGAAUGCGAACGGCAUGCGGAUCUGGGUGCGUUCUGUGUUGGAAGUCCGGGUGCGACCGCCUGUCAGGGUGAUUCCGGUGGUCCCGUCGUGGGUACGAUCGAUGGUAUUGAUUGGUUGGUUGGGUUGGUUUCCCACGGCAUGCGGGUGUGCGGUGCGGGACCAAUCGUUUGUACGGAUGUAAACUUUUAUGGCGAUUGGAUACGGGAAGCCGUACAUAAUCUCACUUUCGGCAGUGAAAAGUCAAACGGUUAA